UGCAUUUUUAGAAUAUACAUUCUUUAAAGGUAUACUUUGGCAUUCGUGAAACGGCCACAUUACCGCUAAUUUCCGCGUAAAAAGAGACCAUGACGACUGCUUUUGACGCUGCGCACACGGAGGGACCCGGGUUCGUGGGAAUUCGCUUCUGCCAGGAGUGCAACAACAUGUUGUACCCGAAGGAGGACAAGGAGAACAAAAUCCUGCUGUACGCCUGCAGGAAUUGCGACUACAAACAGGAAGCGGACUCCAAUUGCAUCUACGUGAACAAGAUUAUGCACGAAAUUGACGAACUGACGCAUAUUGUGCCGGAUGUAAUCUCCGAUCCCACGUUGCCGCGGACGGAGGACCAUGCCUGUCCAAAAUGCUCUCACCGUGAAGCGGUCUUCUUCCAGGCACAAACACGUCGCGCCGAAGAGGAGAUGCGACUGUACUACGUGUGCACCAACCAGAAUUGCACCCAUCGAUGGACCGAGUAAAAUGAUAAACGCUUUCCGCCUCUAAUUGUAGCCCUAAGUAAUCAAAACAAAUAUAAAGUCAUUUGUAAUGGCACAUCUGUUGUUUUUUACAAGGUCAUGCCGCAAAAAUAUCACAUUGUUGCUCAAUGCACGAUUGCCGGUCAAUGAAAUAGCCACUACACAGAAAAAAAAAACAGGUUACAUCAAAUCUCAGGAUACAUUUACUGAUAUUAUAACUCGCUUUCGCUUUUUAAAUUUGUCAAAGAGGGUCAAAAACUUAUAAUAUUUACAUAUCAAGAUAAUAACAUUAAGCUAAUUACAUUAAAAUUGA
Messenger RNA from Drosophila ficusphila, 789 nucleotides. It is a transcript of the gene RpII15, whose product is annotated as DNA-directed RNA polymerase II subunit RPB9. Gene Ontology annotation, molecular function: DNA-directed RNA polymerase activity; nucleic acid binding; zinc ion binding. The record is from RefSeq and is a predicted model, not a curated record. The coding region runs from base 90 to 479 and encodes 129 amino acids. The transcript is spliced from 2 exons. NCBI's taxonomy places the organism in Eukaryota, Metazoa, Arthropoda, Insecta, Diptera, Drosophilidae. Gene Ontology annotation, biological process: maintenance of transcriptional fidelity during transcription elongation by RNA polymerase II; transcription-coupled nucleotide-excision repair; DNA-templated transcription. Gene Ontology annotation, cellular component: RNA polymerase II, core complex.